Messenger RNA from Dendrobium catenatum, 1011 nucleotides. RefSeq names its product peroxidase 72-like. The coding region runs from base 1 to 1011 and encodes 336 amino acids. Gene Ontology annotation, molecular function: heme binding; peroxidase activity. The record is from RefSeq and is a predicted model, not a curated record. Gene Ontology annotation, biological process: hydrogen peroxide catabolic process; response to oxidative stress. The transcript is spliced from 4 exons. NCBI's taxonomy places the organism in Eukaryota, Viridiplantae, Streptophyta, Magnoliopsida, Asparagales, Orchidaceae.
AUGAGUUUUUCAUUGAGCUCUCCUCUUCUUCUUCUUCUUCUCUCCCUUCUUGUUUUCUCUUAUCCUUUGUGCUUUGGACAGGUUGGUAAUGGUGGAGCUAAGCUCCAUCCCAAGUUCUAUGAGCAUUCAUGUCCUAGGGUUGAGGACAUAGUUAAGAAAGGCAUGGCUGAAGCUGUUUCAGAGAACCCAAGAUGGGCUGCUUCAAUCCUCAGGCUUCAUUUUCAUGAUUGUUUUGUUAAGGGCUGUGAUGGAUCCAUAUUACUCGAUAGCAGUGGUGCCUUUUUGAGCGAGAAACGAUCCGUACCGAAUCGUGACUCGGCCAGAGGCUUUGAGAUAAUUGACAAGAUCAAAGCCACAGUAGAAAAGACAUGUCCGGAGACUGUAUCAUGUGCCGACAUCUUGACUCUGGCCGCUAGGGAUGGAACAGUCUUGACUGGCGGACCAAAUUGGGUGGUUCCUUUAGGGAGAAGAGACUCCAGAAGUGCCAGUUUGAGUGGCUCCAAUAAUGACAUUCCAGCACCAAAUAAUACUCUCAACACAAUUAUUACCAAGUUCAAGAGGCAAGGACUCAAUGUGGUGGAUGUUGUUGCCCUCUCUGGAAGCCACACGAUCGGAAAAUCACGGUGCACCAGCUUCCGCCAGCGACUCUACAACCAAACCGGAAACGGGCUACCCGAUAAUACGUUGGAUCAGACUUACGCAGCUAAACUACGAACCCGAUGCCCGAUAUCCGGCGGCGACCAAACCAUCUUCUCCCUCGACUUCAUCAGCCCGACUAAGUUUGACAAUCAAUACUACAAGAACAUUAUAGCGAAGAAAGGUCUUCUGAGCUCUGAUGAGGUUCUCUUCACAAAAAGUGAGGAGACAAAGAAACUGGUGACCAAAUUUGCUGAGAGUAAUGAGCACUUCUUUAAGCAGUUUGCCAAGUCCAUAGUUAAGAUGGGCAAUAUUUCCCCACUUACCGGGUCUCAUGGUGAAAUUAGGAAAAUUUGCAGGAGGGUUAAUCAUUAA